Messenger RNA from Oncorhynchus nerka (sockeye salmon), 1762 nucleotides. Its product is annotated as zinc finger protein 501-like. The transcript is spliced from 2 exons. The record is from RefSeq and is a predicted model, not a curated record. The coding region runs from base 19 to 1245 and encodes 408 amino acids. Lineage: Eukaryota; Metazoa; Chordata; Actinopteri; Salmoniformes; Salmonidae. Gene Ontology annotation, molecular function: RNA polymerase II cis-regulatory region sequence-specific DNA binding; DNA-binding transcription factor activity, RNA polymerase II-specific. Gene Ontology annotation, biological process: regulation of transcription by RNA polymerase II. Gene Ontology annotation, cellular component: nucleus.
GAUGAAGAGGUUUUUGGAAUGAAGGAUGAAGAGGGGGAGAUCACUGUCACAUUAGAGGAGGACGAAGAAGAGAAGACUGGAGAUCUGAUUAACACCAGUAAAUACAGAGAUAUACUUGACUAUCGUGGAUCCUCUGGGGAGCCUCAACAACCUUGUGAUGCUGAAGAGGCAGAGAAUAGUCUCUCCAGAUCAGAACACCUCAAGAAACACUUGCAGAGAUCCACAGGGAGGAGAACUCACUGCUGCUCUGACUGUGGGAAGAGAUUCACCUCAUCAGGCAUUAAAAUUCAUCAGAGAACACACACAGGAGAGAAACCUUAUAGCUGUGGUGAAUGUGAGAAGAGUUUUUCUGCCUCUAGCACUCUGACUGUACACCAGAGAACACACACAGGAGAGAAACCUUUUAGCUGUGGUCAAUGUAGGAAGAGUUUUACUACAUCCAGCACUCUGACUGAACACCAGAGAAUACACACAGGAGAGAAACCUUAUAGCUGUGGUCAAUGUGGGAAGUGUUUUACUUCAUCUGGCUCUCUGACUCAACACCAGAGAACACACACAGGACAUAAACCUUAUAGCUGUGGUGAAUGUGGGAAGAGUUUUGGUGGAUCUGGAGAGCUGACAGUGCACCAGAGAACACACACAGGAGAGAAACCUUAUAGCUGUGGUCAAUGUGGGAAGAGUUUUACUACAUCUGGCCAUCUGAUUCGACACCAGAGAAUACACACAGGAGAGAAACCUUAUAUCUGUGGUGAAUGUGGGAAGAGUUUCACUACAUCUAGCACUCUGACUGUACACCAUAGAACACACACAGGAGAGAAACCUUUUAGCUGUGGUCAAUGUAGGAAGAGUUUUUCUUCAUCUAGCUCUCUGACUGAACACCAGAGAAUACACACAGGAGAGAAACCUUAUAGCUGUGGUCAAUGUGGGAAGUGUUUUACUACAUGUGGCUCUCUGACUCAACACCAGAGAAUACACACAGGAGAGAAACCUUAUAGCUGUAAUCAAUGUGGGAAGGGUUUUAUUCGAUCUGUCCACCUGACUCAACACCAGAGAACACACACAGGAGAGAAACCGUAUAGCUGUAAUCAAUGUGGGAAGGGUUUUGGUCAAUCUGGAGAGCUGACAGUGCACCAGAGAAAACACACAGGAGAGAAACCUUAUAGCUGUGGUCAAUGUGGGAAGAGAUUUGCUUCAUCUGGCUCUCUGACUCUUCACCAGAGAACACACAGGAGAGAAAGCUCAUAGCUGUGACCAGAGAUAAUCUGAUAAAUUAUCUCUGAUCAAAUAUUAGAAAAUACAUACAUGAAGUAGUUGUUUCAUGAUUUCAACGAAUUAAUGUCACAAUGUAGAAUGUUUUAACAUUGUUUUAGGUUUAUUUUAAUAGUGUCACAAUGUAGAAUCCUAAACAUUUGUCCCCUGUUCUAUUGAUUUCAACAAAAUUUGGAUAUUAGCCUCAGGGGAAAAACUACACAGGCUCUGAUAUGUUUGUUUUCUUAAGGGGGAAGGUGUUCCAAGCUUUGGUUUUUCCAUUUAUGUUUUGAGGUUGGACUUUAGCACGUCUUGCUCGUUAGCAAGUAGGACGCACUGAUUGGUGUCACCUCGUUAGUCAGUAUGUGUUACACCUGUGCUGGCUUGUCCAUCUCAUUAGUGGGAAGGUGUUUCACCUGAGCUGGUCCAUGUUCUAUUUAAGUGUCUGGCCCAGUGCUCCAGUUGUCUUGAUAGAUGUGACAAAUUAACACCUUUAGUUGCACUACUGUUUUGG